Molecule: messenger RNA, 642 nt
Organism: Paramecium pentaurelia
Lineage: Eukaryota; Ciliophora; Oligohymenophorea; Peniculida; Parameciidae
Source: the annotation of a GenBank genome assembly
AUGAAUUUUAAUCAAAUUAUACGUUCAAGAUCAAAAUCACCUGUUCGUUAAAUUCCAAGAACUUCCCAUAUAUCCUAUUUCAAAGUUAAAGAAUAAAGACAAACCCUCUAUAAAAAAGAAUUUUUCUAUUAAUUAGACACUACUUUUAACAAGAUAAGAAAGUAAUUACAACAAUUUGCAUUUACAUAAAUUCAUAAGAAACUUGAAAUUGAAAUAUAGAAAAUGAAGCUUAUUUAGAAUAAUAAAAAUUAGAAAAUCUUAAUGAAAGCUUUAUCUAAUUGGAUAAGAUAAUACAAAUAUAAUAAAAUGAGUUAGUCGUUAAUUUCUUCUCCUACUUUUAGCAAUGGAUUUAAAUCACCAAAAAAUAAUCGAUUAAAUGAAUUUAAGACUACUUCUACAACAAAAAAAUAAUUACCUAUGAGAACUAAGAAAGUUUGUAAUGCUUUAAUGAAAAUUUACAGAAAUAAUUAUAGAGUGAUAUUCACUUUAUAUAAAAUAUUUUAGAUAUAGAAAAGAAAAAAGAAAAGUAUUUUAUUCAAAUGGUAUAAGAGAACAUAUAAAAGAUUAUUAUUAAAUGUAAAAUUAUGCAAAUUGGUGUCAAUAUUAAAUAAAUAGAUUGUAAAAUGUCUAAAAGCAAUGUGA